This is a messenger RNA of Paramecium tetraurelia, 3895 nucleotides long. RefSeq lists its product as uncharacterized. Gene Ontology annotation, cellular component: membrane. Gene Ontology annotation, molecular function: voltage-gated potassium channel activity. Lineage: Eukaryota; Ciliophora; Oligohymenophorea; Peniculida; Parameciidae. The transcript is spliced from 11 exons. The record is from RefSeq and is a predicted model, not a curated record. Gene Ontology annotation, biological process: regulation of membrane potential; potassium ion transmembrane transport.
AUGAUUAAUCGAGACGCUGGAUUCUAAGAUCUGGAAAGCGGAAUUCUGAGCAAUAACAUCUCAUCAGUGCAGUUGUUCGAUAUCGAUUAGUCAAGUCCUAAUGUUGGUAAUAAAUUAGAUCAAAAACUUGAACUUUCUUAAUUAUAAUAACUGGAAGCUCUAAAAUUGAAGAGAGAUAUUUUUGAUAACACUCAUAAGUAAGCCAUAAACCAAGGCCAUAAGGCUGAUGUAAAUGAAGAGGAUUGUUUAAUGAGUAACUUAAGUGGUAAAAGAAGUGAACCAUAAGGUUCUAUAAGUUCAAUAAGUUAUAAUUUAAAAAUACAAAAGCCUUUAACAUUAAACUCUAAAUAAAAUAAAUCUAACAAAUCAAUUUAAAUUUAAAAAAAAUCGGAUCAAGAUGACUUUAUUAUUGCAUCUCCAGUUCGGAAUAAUGGAACUAAAAACGUGGGAUCGAAAUCAGAUGCCAAAGUAGUCAAAUAUUAGACAUUUGUACAAUAGUUAGAAGAAAAAUAAGAACAAAACGAAAGAACCAAACUAGCCCAAAUUAGAAGAGAUACCGUAAAAUAGGCAUCCUUGAUUUAGAGAGGAAAAAGCAAAGAAAUAAAGACUGGGUAUAGAUUUGAUUUAAGUUUUAGUUUAAAUGAAGUUUGGACUUAAAAGGGGUUCAUAAUAAUUAGAUUAGUUACCCGUUUUAUUUAAUAAUUAAAAACCAAGACAGAGAGAAUCAAAUUCCGAUUAAUUACUUAGAGAAUUUUCGAAGUAAUUUGCGACAAUAGUGCAAAUUUUGAAUACAUGUUGAUAAAUAGAUUAAUUAAGUAGAAGCCCAGUAUUAGUUUAAUAAUCUUUGAUUAAAUUUAAAAUAAAGCAUCCAAAGUUUUGAAUUCUAUAGAAAUAAUUUAUGCAUUGUUUGGAAAAUAUGUGAAGGUAAUAAAACCUGAUAGUUUAUUCAAAAUAGUUUGGGAUAUUAUAUUAUUGCUAUUUAUUGUGGUGAAUAUAUUUUACAUACCCAUAUAUAUAAGUUUUGAUGUGAGAUCAUCAGGAGCAUUUGAGUGGGUCUUUAACUUGUUGCCCUCAUGGAUAUUUAUUGCAGAAAUGUUGUUAAACUUCAACACUGCUUAUUAUGAUAAAGGAUUGAUGCACGAGGAUCGCAAAUAGAUAAUAAAACAUUACAUCAAGGGGAAUUUCUUUUGGGAUUUAAUAGUAAUAAUUCCGUAUCUUUUGUUAAACAUGGAUGUACCAUACGUUAGAUAUGCACUAUUGUUGAGACUAACCAGAUUAUCCUCAUUGAUGGCUAGCAUAGAGGAGGUUCUGAAUUUAGAAGAUAAUAUGCAAGUAUUUUUGGAUUUGCUAAAAUUAAUCUUCUUUCUCUUGCUAACAGGUCACUUUUGUGGUUGUGCAUGGCAUUGGGUAGCAGUGAUAGAAUAUGAAAAUUAUGGUGAGGAAUUAACUUGGUUGACCAGAUAUGACUCUAAUGCAAUGGAUUACUAUUGGUUUGAUAGAUACAUAAUUUCUUUAUAUUGGAGUGUUAUCACUACAAUUACAGUUGGAUAUGGUGACAUAGUCCCAGUAACGACAGUUGAGAGAAUAUUUGUAAUAGUUGUUACUUUACUAAUUUGUGGUGUUUUUGGUUAUUGUCUCUCCAAUAUAGGAAAUAUAUUUAAGUAAAUAUCUGAUAAAAAGAGUAUUUAUAAAUAGAAGAUAAGGGAAAUCAAUUCUCAUAUAAGAAAAAGAGGCUUGAGCUACAAAUUACAAUUAAAGGUUAAAAAGUAUUUCGAGUAUUUCUUUAAAAUUAAGUAAGAGGAAGAUUAACAUGCUGAAUAGUUUAUUGAACAAUUGACUAAACAUCUGAAGGAAGAAGUUCUUGUGGAUAUUUACAGUAAAACGUUAAACUAAUCGCGUUUCUUAAGAGAGAAUUUUAGCGAUUAAACUAUUCACAGAUUGUGUCAAGUAGUUAAAGAAACAAAGCUAUAUCCAGAAUAAUUAUUAUUCCAAAGAAAUGAUUCUCCUAAGGCACUCUGGUUUGUAUUGUCUGGAGCAGUUGAAUAUGUGGCUGACCAUUAAAUUGACGAUGAACAUUUCUAUACUGAAACCUUCUUGAAGAAACUAACGCAAGGGGCUGUUAUAGGAGAGCGAGAGUUCAUUUCACAAACACCAUAUGAAUAUAAUGCCAGGGCAACUAAAUUUACUUAGUUAUUAGUAGUAGAUUUCUAAUAAUUCUAUUUGAUUAUAUAAGAGAAUAGUGAGGAAUUCGAGAAGUAUAGCUUGGUUAAAGAUAAUCUACUUUUUAAUAGCAACUACAAAGCUUUUAGCUAAAUUUGUGAAAUAUGUGGUUGGACUCAUCGAUUCAUUCAAUGUCCAUUUGUAUUUUUGCAACCAAACAAAAAUAAAAUUGUGAGUUCCUUCACCUCAAACAAAACUAAUAGAAGACUGACCUUUCCAUAUAGAACCUUAAACAAAUAACAUUGGAAAAACACUCUACCUGAUGUCUAAGAAGCAGCCUUGGGCUACAUAGUCUUAAACAGUAUCGUACCUGAAAAAGAAAUAAAUGACGCUUACCUGAUUAAUUUAGGCUUUGAGAUGAGUGAGAAAGAUGAGGACCAGCAGAAGUAAGGUUAACCUAAAAAGAAUUCCGUCUUCAAAGAUUAAAAGGUUAUGUCUUAAUUCGAAAAUAAUCUAUAACAACCUAUUCCAUAACCUUCAAUCUAGAGUGUUAUACCUGCUGACCAAAAGUCUUAAAAUCAAACUGCAAUUUUUAUUAAGGAUGGUUAAAGACCUAGUGUUACAAAUGUACGAUUAUAUAACGAACAAUAUUUUUAGGAAAGUGUGAUAGAUUGGGAUUAAGGGAGUCAAUAUAAAAGAAGUCUUAAUCGAAUUAAAUUGCAAGUCAGAGAUAGAGGUAGGACUCUCUAAUCUACGAAAGGGAAGCUUCACUCAAAUUUGAAUGGGGCAGUUGAUAUAUUGGAUGAGUCAAUGGUUCAAGAGGAAGUAAAAAUACAUAAUGCGAAUGAUGGAUCACAAAAUUUUACACUUAAAAAAUUGAAAGUAGGCAAAAGCAAAUUCAACACAAAUCCAAAUGCGGUUGGAAUUCGAAAAGUUUCUUGGCUAGAAUUUGAUGGGGGCACAAAUCAGUUUCUAGAUAAUAAACCAAUCCAUUUAAUCAAACAAAUCAGUAAGGGUAGCAAGGGAAGUGAUUCUAAUUUCGACCAAUCGCCUCCCUCUUAUUCAUAGGAAUUAGAGAUCAAACAAAGAAUGGAAGCAAGAGAGAACAGUCUUAACUCCAAAAAGACCAGCAGUGUGGAUUUAGCUCGUAGGAAAAAAAGAAGAAAAACCACACAAUUAUUAUAAUUCUUAUAAGGAUAAGAAAUUGAUAAUAAGAAAGCUGAGAGGAGUCUUCUCAAUAAUGAAAUAUAUAGUUCGAGUAUUUACACAGCUGGGGCGCCUAGCAAUUUAGCUUUGGUUGAAUCCAAUAAUAAAUAAGAAAACUAAGUGGAAAGUAACAGUCUCCAAGUUGGAAACUCUGUAGAUGGAAUAUAAAAGAGGAUUUAAGAUAUCGUCAGAGUACAUUAUGAAAUGGAAAUGGAUGUUGCAAAAUCAUCAAAAAUCUAUUUCCCUGAUUUCAAUCUUGAUGUUGUCAUUUAAAGAAUUACUAUUUACUAUGAAAAAUUAAAUGAGUAAAAACAAGAAUUUGAUAUGAGAGAAUCGAAAAGAACUAAAACAAACCUAACCCUUCUAGAUCGCCUUAGAUAAGUAAAGAACACGACCAUUAAGACAAGCUACAUUGAUAAAGAAACAAAUUGAGCACAAGAUUGCCAUUAAUUUAAAACUAUGUACCUUAUUUAAAAAUUAUCAUUCUUAAUAACAUCAAUCCUUUAUUAAAUUUUCAAAUUUUAUUUAA